GAACCUACUGUAGCGGUAGAUUAAUAUGUGGACAUAUAUCAGCCAUCAUCUCAGCAAUAUUAAAAGAUGAUAUGUUUGAGCUGAAAUUUCAACAAAUCUCAAGUAAACUGAUCAAAUGUGAGCCUGGAUCUGCUACCUUAAUCUGUGAGUAUCCUCUGCUCCCAGACCCAUAUGAAUCUAAGCUUGUUUUUGUCUCACCAUCUAAGAUACCCGGCCUGGGUGAAGGAUUGUUUGUACGGGGUUGUGUACCAGCAAACACAAUGCUGGCCUUCUACAAUGGAACAGUCAUCUCAUCAAAAGAUCUGAACAGGGAUGAAAACUGGGAAAAUGAUGCUUAUAAAAUAUUGAGUCUGGUUUCUCCAGAUGAAGAAGGAUUCGAGCGAAUUAUAGAUAUUCCAGCGUGCUGGCGAGAAACCAGCCAAUAUGUUGCUACUUUAGCCCACAAGGUUAAUCACAGUUUUACUCCCAACGCAAAGUACACCCUUUUCUACCAUCCAAGGUAAAGAACAUUUAAUUACAACUAACG
Molecule: messenger RNA, 526 nt
Organism: Eurytemora carolleeae
Lineage: Eukaryota; Metazoa; Arthropoda; Copepoda; Calanoida; Temoridae
Product: histone-lysine N-methyltransferase SETD7
Source: RefSeq, a predicted model, not a curated record